Mollisia scopiformis is the source of this 522-nucleotide messenger RNA. RefSeq lists its product as uncharacterized. The coding region runs from base 1 to 522 and encodes 173 amino acids. The transcript has 2 exons. Lineage: Eukaryota; Fungi; Ascomycota; Leotiomycetes; Helotiales; Mollisiaceae. The record is from RefSeq and is a predicted model, not a curated record.
AUGGAUGGGUACGUGGCUGCAGGGCUCGAAAGUUUACAGAGACAACAAGACCAAGCAAAGAGCAAAAGUUUUACCGACCAGCAGAAACCCGAUGCAGGAUCAACUUCUCCUCCACCUAUCAAACCACUUCACGAGCUUGAAAUCAGCAAGAACCCAUUCCUCAAUUCAGGAGAUGCAGAAGGCUGGAUCACAAUCGCUGGACAUCUCGUGUAUCUAAGUUGGAGCAAAUACAUCUCCAUCCCAGCUGGGAAAACAUACAAAGAGAGCAUGGAGAAAUUGGUGGCCGAAGCAGCCCUGAUGCAGAAGCAGACGCAGGUAGAGAUUCGUAGUGAUGUACAUAAACGCUCGAACGUGGGGACCAAGGAGUUUCCACAGUGGAUACAGCACGAUCGUCACAUUACUGUGUACUUCCCGAAAUCGCAGCGCAAAGCACAUAUCUAUGUAGGACCUCAUGGGGAAAGAAAUGUGAAAAACAUCAAGAUCUGGAGAAGAGAGGAGAAGCCAAAGAUUGUGCUUUGUUGA